AUGGGGAACAGAGAUGAUGAAUACGAUUUCUUAUUCAAAGUGGUGCUGAUCGGAGACUCCGGCGUGGGGAAGAGUAACCUGCUGUCCCGUUUCACACGGAACGAGUUUAACCUGGAGAGUAAGAGCACCAUCGGAGUGGAGUUUGCCACUCGCAGCAUCCAAGUGGACGGCAAAACCAUCAAGGCUCAGAUCUGGGACACAGCAGGACAGGAGAGAUACAGAGCCAUCACCUCAGCGUACUACCGUGGUGCGGUGGGCGCCCUGUUGGUCUAUGACAUCGCUAAACAUCUUACCUAUGAGAACGUGGAGCGCUGGCUGAAGGAACUGCGUGAUCACGCUGACAACAACAUCGUCAUCAUGUUGGUGGGAAACAAGAGCGACCUGCGUCACCUCAGGGCGGUGCCCACCGACGAGGCUCGAGCCUUCGCAGAGAAGAACAACCUGUCCUUCAUCGAGACGUCAGCCUUGGACUCCACAAACGUAGAGGAGGCGUUUAAAAACAUCCUCACAGAAAUCUAUCGGAUUGUAUCACAGAAGCAGAUCGCUGAGAGAUCUGCGCAUGACGAGUCUCCCGGCAACAACGUGGUGGACAUCAGCGUCCCGCCCACCACUGACGGGCAGAGAGGCAACAAACUGCAGUGUUGCCAGAACCUGUGACAUCACACCG
Messenger RNA from Chanos chanos (milkfish), 667 nucleotides. Its product is annotated as ras-related protein Rab-11B-like. The transcript has 5 exons. NCBI's taxonomy places the organism in Eukaryota, Metazoa, Chordata, Actinopteri, Gonorynchiformes, Chanidae. Gene Ontology annotation, molecular function: GTP binding; GTPase activity. Bases 1 to 657 code for a protein of 218 amino acids. The record is from RefSeq and is a predicted model, not a curated record.